AGCCCUUAUAGAUUCAUAUUAUUUCUUUCCAUUGUAAGUAAAGUUAUCUUUCCUAAACUAUUAGAACGGGAUGCUGUUUAGAGUGGCGUUACUGUACCGCACCUGUACUGCUGGAGCGGUCUGUAUACAGAUCUGCAGUGUUCAAAGACUUAAAAAAGAAAUCUUCAUACAGAAAGUGCAGCCCCAUUGUUGCUUUACUAUGACUGUGUCCAGUGCAGCCUCCUUUCAUUCCGUGAUCAAAUCCAAUGGAAUUGCUGAUGGAAAGAGGAAGGCUGUGUGGGUUGCCUUCUCAUGAAGCACUCCCCACCCCCCGUGCUGAGCAGCGAUCAGAGAGCUGGGACUGAGAGCGCCUUGUUCCCUGCAAAUGAAUGGCAUUCGAGGGCUCGUGUGUGAGAAGCGGAGGAGGAAGCAGCAGAAACGAGCAGUAUUGUGGUAACUGGGUAAUUGCAUGACUAAGGGUUUCCCUGUGACUGUCCAAGCUUUGGGGUCACGAGCAGAGGCGUGUCGUAUCAAUAUAAAAAAACUAAAAACUAAAAACAUGCUGCCGAGUUUGUGAAAAAGGAUCAGGAGGUAAUAUUCCAGUAAGGCUGUGGUGUAGUUUAAGUAAGACCCAUUCUUUUACUUUAUUGGUUUGGUUUGCGUUUCUUCAAAAGGAGCAGGAUGAAUAAACCUUCACGGAAUCCAAGAUGAUUGGCGAUCGUUUGAAAUUCAGAUCAGGCCUCCCUUGUUUCUCAGAAGCUAGUUUUAAAUGGGAGUUUGUCUUCCUUCAGUGACUUUGUUACCAGAGUAGUGCGCUCGCUACCAGUGUCCACUUGGAUUGGGAUUUCCUAUUCUCAUACACAUCCCAGUGCUAAAGGAAAGGGCUUCUGGUAGGCAAUGAUUCUGGAAAUGCACCAGCAAGCCUAAAGGACUGUCUGAAGCAGAAGAGAGUGGGAAUACUUCAGAAAUACUACAGAACAUCUGAAGAGUGCCUUAACAAUUGUGAUCCUCCCCGUUUGAGAUGUAGAGUUCAACACAUUCAAGACAUUGAGAUCAAGUCCAGCGUUUUUAGAUAAAGAGUGAUCUUGCCAGUGAAGAGGACUCUGCACCCCGCCCCGUCUCCUGCACCAUGUCCUCCCGCAUCGGCCUGCGUCUGCAGCUCAUGCGCGACCAGCUGCAGCAGGAGGAGCAACGCGAGAGGGAGCAGCAGCAGCAGGCAGCCAUGCAUUACAUGCAGCAGCGCAUGUCUGUCCCACAGACCCCUGCCAUUAACACUCCUGUCCACUUCCAGUCCCCCAUGCAAGUCCCAGUUGAGGUGCUCAAGGUGCAGACUCACCUGGAGAACCCCACCAAGUACCACAUCCAGCAGUCGCAGAGGCAGCAGGUGAAGCAGUACCUGUCCACCACCUUCGCCAACAAGCAGACACUGCAGGCCGUGAGCGGAGUCCAGCCCUCCCCUCCGCCCCCUGUCCCUUCCCCCCACAUGAGACCGGACCUCCUAGUCAACACCUCCGCUGGGAACAGCACUCCCAACAGCCCCAUGGCCCUGCUCAACAUCAGCUCCAACCCCGAGAGAGAGAUGGAUGAUGUGAUCGAUGACAUCAUUAGUCUGGAGUCCAGCUAUAAUGACGAUAUACUGGCUUACACUGACCCUGUGCAGAUGCCAAACACACUGCCCCUCUCCAGCAGUCACUUAGAUGUGUACACUGGCCCUGGGAUGGCUGGCCCCACCAUUGGCAUGACCAGCAACUCCUGCCCAGCGAACAUCGCCAUCAAAAGGGAAAUGUCAGAUGCAGAAGCCCGUGCUUUGGCCAAGGAGAGACAGAAGAAAGAUAAUCACAACCAGAUUGAAAGAAGACGGAGAUUUAACAUCAAUGAUCGCAUCAAGGAGUUAGGAACCAUGAUCCCAAAGACUAAUGAACUGGAUGUGCGCUGGAACAAGGGGACGAUCCUCAAGGCAUCUGUGGAUUACAUCAAGAGGAUGCAGAAAGACAUGCACAGAUCCAGGGAGGUAGAAACCAACUUAAAGAGAAUGGAAAUGACAAACAAGCAGCUGUGGGUUCGGAUUCAGGAGCUGGAAAUGCAAGCCCGAGUCCACGGCCUCGCCUCCAGCUCCCCCUCGGGACUGGGCGGGGUGGAGAUGCUGGGGCCACUUAUUAAGCAGGAGUCCGGCUUGGAGGACAAGGCAUCGCUGGAGGCGCUUCAGCAGCAGCACCAGCACCACCAGCAGCAGCAGCAGCUCUCCCAUCACGAGCAGCAGUACCCUCAGCACCUCGACUUCACACAGACACUGGAGCUCUGUGACAGCGCAAUCGGCUUCCAGGACCCGCUCUCCCACUUCACCGACCUCACCUUCACCUCCCCUCACAAAAACGACUAUAUGCUCAUGGAGGAUGCGCUGUCCCCCCUCGGAGGGGACCCCCUCCUCUCUGCCAUGUCCCCCGACCCCUCGGUUGUCAGCAGCCGCCGUAGCAGUUUCAGCAUGGAAGAUUCUGAUGUCCAGUGACCCCCCCACCACCCCUCCUCCACACCCUUUCCCACCGCAAGUGUGUGUGUGUGUGCGUGCACUGAAGGGCAAUUACCAUUGACCGCUUUCAUUUGACACUUUGACAAAUUUUUAAAAAAAGGUAUGCUUUCUUACACUAGACUGUUUGUUUUAAAAGGUGAACAUUUAAAAGGUUCCAUGUCCAAAUUUUACAAGAUAUAAACUUGAUUUCAAAUCAUGAAUGUGGAAACAAGGCAAUAGUCAAUUUCGAGAAUAAAUUAAUUUAUUUGUUGUUUUUACUUUCUGUAGGGGUAAGCAUAGAUUACAAUAAAUAGUUUGGGUAGCUGAAGUCAAAAUAAUGGAUAUUAGUAGGUAACAUGUACCUUGUGGUCAGUGUGUGUAUAUAUAUAUAUAUAAAUACAUUUAAUUAUAUAUACCUAUUUGGACCUAAAAUCCUUAUAGCAUUUCUCUCCCAAAGCACUGGAAAUCUAAAAAAAAAAAAAAAAAAAAAAAAACUACAGAAGACAUUUUAUAUCUAUCCAGUUGUUUAAAAAAAAAAGUACAAAAAAGGCUCUGGUGUGUCACUUUUAAUUGUGUUUCAUUUUUAUGUUCGGUAAUUUUUGUUUUUUUAAAUCUCGUUGACUGCCAUUGUAAAACUCGCUAGUCCGCAGUUCCCUCGCUCAACAGCAGGGGGAGCUGCUGCUCUGGUAGCCAUAAUGCUCCCCCCUCCCCUCAAAGGACCAUGACCUCAUGUGGCAAGAAGAUGCCUUGCAGGAAACUUGUUUUUAGUUAUUUUUAUGUUGAUCCGAUCUGUAGAUAUUUAAAUGAAUUUAUUAAUGGGUGAUUUUUUAAAAUUUUAUUUUAUCGUAUUCUAUUUUAAAUGUGCUUUGUGAAUGUAAAUUUUUAGAUAGCAAUCAAAUUGCAAUAGGUAUAGCUUAAGAUUUUGGAAUCAAGUACCCACAGUAUGCUUUUCUUGGUUCUGCACCACAGCACAAAAAGUUUCGUGAUAGAACUGCUAGAAGCCCAAGUACUCAAGACUUCCCGUUUUUAUUUUUGAGAUGCACAAAAAAGAUUCUGUAAUAAGUAACUCCACAUUUAGAGUACGUAUCAACUUGUCACUUGUACAGCAGGUGACACUUUUUACGAUACUAUUAGUUACUGACCAGUUGAAGCGAGUGGUGUCGAGGCAUCCCAGGCAAACAAAAAUGUGGAUAUUCUUUCAGAAUAUUUUUUUUUUCUAACAUAACAUAUCUUUAAUUUAGCAUCUGAAAAAUACUUUGCAACAUUAUUUUUUAAAUUUGUUCAUUAAAAAAAAAAAAAAAAAAAAAUGUUUGAAGUAUUACAGCAUUUCAUACACUCCAUGCUUAAAACCAACAGCCUCAUUCAUUAUGUACAGCUGUGAAAGACAGGCUGGGGAGAUCUAGUUACUGAGCUGCAGUGUAAUUAAAGGGGCGAAAAUACCGAGCUUUAAAAUACACGUGGUUAAAAUAAAUGUUAUGCCAAUGAAAAGGAAAUGUUUGGGGGGGGGAAAAACAACAACUUUGAAAACUGACUAGAGUCCCCAGUUAAACCACUGUUAGUUUUCUUGUAGCAACAGUGACACCCAGUGGCUAGUUUGCCUCACUGCAUGCAGUUCACUAGCAUCGCUGCUAAAUGUUUUUCCAAGUUUAUUUUGUUGUGGCAACAGAACAUUUCAAAGGGGAGUCCGGAUUCUAUUUUUUGCUUUCCCUGCACAUUUAUAUUAACUGCCUUGGUGUAUCUUGGAGAUAUGGUUAUUUUUUUAAUUUUUUUUUUUUUUUUUUUGCAAAGCAAUAAAGAGUUUUUAGGUGUGCUGGAAUGUAAUCUAGUUAUCUGACUUGACAGCAUCAGCCCGAGUUGUAAUAUUAAUAUAUUAAAUGAUGUAUAUUAUAUUUAAAGGUUUUAAAUAUUGCUAGUCUUUAUAUAUAUAUAUAAUAUAUAUAAAACAACAAACAAAAAGGAGAAGCAUGCUGACAAACUGACCCCUUGGAUUGAGUUGAUAAGAAUAACAGAGAGAGAGAGAGAGAGUCAUCCAACCAGUUCAGCGACUUGCUGUUGUGACAGGUCUGCGUGGAAGCUGAGCCUUUUCUAACGCUGUCAGUCAAAUCCAGUUGCAUGACUCGUGAGUGACACCCUGCUCAUUAUUAAGUGCAGCUCAUUUGUAACUCUUACUCAUGGAGUUCUAUUUUGUAGUCAGUGUAUAAAUUCGGAGCUAGAGGAUUGGCAGUGUAUUUAAAUACAGUAUUUGAUCUAACUUCUCUGCUCAGGUUAGCCAGGCAACUUUUGGACAAGUGUGAAUUAAUAAAUGUGACUUGAAAUGUGAAGAGGACAGUGUCAUUUUUUUACAACAAAAGGCUUUGAUCUAGAAAUAUUCUUAUCUGCUACACUGUGUGAGCCAUUGAGAGGCAAUUCCCACUGGAUGAUCAUUGCCCCAUCAUAAAAUAACAUUUGGUUGUUUAGUCAUUGUUUGCACUUCCAGAACUAAAGGCGUGUUAGGAAGCACACAGUGAAAAAACGACCCAGAACUCAAAGCAAUGUUAGCAACAAUAUUCAGCUUUCCUUCCACAAUCUGACCUACACUGAGCUAAUGAUGUACACCUGGGUCUUCUACCCAGACUGAAUUAACUACAGCCUUCCUGACUGCAUAUUGUAAUCCUUGCUAAGUUAAAACAAAAUAUCUUGCAGUCUCCGUACGGCACUGUACUUAGCAAGCCCUUUGAUGAAAGUCAAGGCAUGGAACUGUACAGCACUGUUUAAAAUGAAGGUUGGGCAUUAAGACCUGUGAGACCCAGGAUCAAAGAGCCAGGUUGAGAUUCACAGAAGCCACUACUGGACAUGCUGUUCCUCUUUCAACUCUGAUAUAUGAUCAGGUAUCAGAACUUGUGUUAUUCUUCCUUCAAUGCACUCGAGUGCAUGGUUGGUGCCUGCUCUGAACACAGUUGGUCUUGGAACUGAGUGUCUGGAGCUCAAAACGAGAAAGCUGAUUUCAUUGUAAACCAGAGCUUGUAUCAGGUCCCAUGCUGUCCUGUAAUAUCUCAGCCCUCUAGAUAGCACACUAACCCUUCAUGCACCGCGACCUCGUAAAGGGACGGAGCCUAAAAAACCUCUCCUAGUCUUCAUAUGGGGACACAUGGAAGACGCAAAUGCAUGAUAGCCUCAGGUCAGCAAAUACAAAGCAAUGGGGAAACAACUGUAAGCAUUUCAAAUAAAAAGUAUAUCUCAGAUAAACAAUUCCGAGCUCACAAAAAAAGAACAGAUCAGGCAAUGGGGGCUUUGUUUUUCUCCAGAAAAAGAAAAAAAAAACAGCCAAGCCCUGGAACAUUACAACUGUUUACAGCACUUAAGUUUGAAUUAGUUAUUGCCAGGAAAGCAGUGUUGGGUGACUUGCAGUGUUUUUCAGUCCCCACAGAGCAGCAGUGAAUACUAAACAGGGAGCUGCUCCUAAUUUUAAUCUCCACUCUGUACAAAGACAUUUCCCAGUCAAAUCAUUUUAAAAAUGCAGUCAUUUUGAGUGUAUUAUUUCUGCUUAUUGUUGUGUUACUUGUAUAAAAAAAAGAUGGAUCUACUGUACCACACCCCAAAGUCUCUGUGCUAGACAUAACUGAAAUAAACUUUGCCAUUCACCAAAGGA
Molecule: messenger RNA, 6113 nt
Organism: Polyodon spathula (Mississippi paddlefish)
Lineage: Eukaryota; Metazoa; Chordata; Actinopteri; Acipenseriformes; Polyodontidae
Product: transcription factor EB-like
Exons: 10
Coding region: 1109-2485 (458 amino acids)
Biological process (GO): regulation of transcription by RNA polymerase II; positive regulation of DNA-templated transcription; humoral immune response
Cellular component (GO): nucleus
Molecular function (GO): RNA polymerase II cis-regulatory region sequence-specific DNA binding; protein dimerization activity; DNA-binding transcription factor activity, RNA polymerase II-specific
Source: RefSeq, a predicted model, not a curated record